CCCGCCUCCCCCCCCGACCCUGAGUAAGGCGGCACCCUUCUGCUUCUCUUUGUGCCUCUUGUGUCUCUUAUUCGAAACUCAAACGAUUACCAUAGUUUUUGGCUCCUGUGCUCUAUGCAAGCUGGUAUUUAUCUGUCUUCUUCCUUUAAACUGCAGAAAAGAUGGGGAUUUUCGAACCUUAUCGAGCUAUUGGUUACAUCACGAGCAAUGUUCCCUUCUCUGUUCAGAGAUUGGGGACGGAGACAUUUGUUACUGUUAGCGUCGGGAAGGCAUGGCAAGUUUACAACUGUGCUAAGCUGACGUUGGAGAUUGUUGGACCUUCAUUGCCAAAGAAGAUCCGAGCUCUUGCAUCCUAUCGUGACUACACAUUUGCUGCAUAUGGAAAAGACAUUGGCGUUUUUAAACGUGCUCAUCAGGUAGCAACAUGGAGUAGGCAUAAUGAGAAGGUCCAUUUAUUGCUUUUGUUUGGAGAACACAUUCUAAGUGUUGAUGUUAAAGGUAAUCUUUUCAUUUGGGCAUUUAAAGAAGUCAACCAGAACCUUGCUCCUAUCACACACAUUUUGCUAGAAGACAAAUUCAACCCUACAUGCAUAAUGCAUCCAGAUACCUAUUUAAACAAGGUUAUAAUUGGAAGCCAGGAAGGUUCUUUGCAGCUUUGGAAUAUCAGUACAAAGAAGAAACUUUAUGAAUUCAAAGGAUGGAACUCAUCUAUUUGUUGCUGUGUUUCUUCACCUGCGUUGGAUGUAGUUGCAGUUGGCUGUGCUGAUGGAAAAGUUCAUGUUCAUAAUAUUCAGUAUGAUGAAGAAUUGGUAACAUUUACACAUGCAACCAGAGGUGCUGUGACCGCCCUGUCUUUUAGGACUGAUGGACAGCCUCUUCUAGCAUCUGGAGGUUCAUCGGGUGUGAUAAGCAUAUGGAAUCUUGAGAAAAGAAGGCUCCAAUCGGUCAUAAGGGAGGCACAUGAUAGUUCAAUAAUAUCAUUGUACUUUUUUUCCAAUGAACCUGUGCUGAUGAGCUCUUCAGCAGACAACUCUAUAAAAAUGUGGAUCUUUGACACAAGUGAUGGUGAUGCUCGGCUUUUGCGCUUCCGAAGUGGGCACAGUGCUCCACCACUUUGCAUAAGGUUCUAUGCCAAUGGAAGACACAUUUUGUCUGCUGGUCAGGACCGUGCCUUUCGCCUAUUCUCUGUUAUCCAGGAUCAACAAAGUAGAGAGCUUUCUCAGCGUCAUGUAUCUAAGAGAGCAAAGAAACUCAAGGUGAAGGAGGACGAGAUAAAAUUGAAGCCUGUUAUUGCAUUUGAUUUUGCUGAAAUCCGUGAGCGAGAUUGGUGCAACGUGGUUACAUGUCAUAUGGAUACUUCACAGGCAUAUGUCUGGAGACUUCAGAAUUUUGUCAUUGGCAAGCAUAUUUUGAUACCAUGCCCGGAGAAUCAAACACCUGUUAAGGCAUGUUCAAUCAGUGCAUGUGGCAAUUAUGCUGUUCUUGGAACAGAGAGUGGUUGGAUUGAGCGAUUUAAUCUCCAAUCAGGAUUAAGGCGAGGCAGUUAUGUAGACCUGUCUGAAAGAAGAAGCUGUGCACAUGAUGGGGAAGUGGUGGGUGUUGCUUGUGAUAGUACAAAUACUUUCAUGAUUAGUGCAGGAUAUCAUGGAGAUAUGAAGGUAUGGGAUUUCAAAAAUUGUGAACUGAAAUCUAAAUUGGAAGUUGGUUGCCAUGUGGUCAAGUUCGUUUAUCACCGUCACAAUGGGCUUUUGGCAACCGUAUCAAAUGAUAUGAUUAUCCGUUUGUUUGAUAUCGUUGCCCUAAGGAUGGUUCGUAAGUUUGAAGGUCAUUCAGAUCGUAUUACAGACUUGUGUUUCAGUGAGGAUGGAAAAUGGAUUUUGUCAUCUAGUAUGGAUGGGACUCUUAGAAUCUGGGAUGUAAUCUUGGCAAGACAGAUAGAUGCUAUACAAGUUGAUGUGUCUAUCACAGCAUUGUCUCUUUCACCCAAUAUGGAUGUUUUGGCCACUUCUCAUGUUGAUCAAAAUGGAGUAUACCUCUGGGUUAAUCAAGCAAUGUUCUCUGGAGCUUCCAAUUUGGAUUUCUAUACAAGUGGGAAGGAAGUUGUGAGUGUUAAGUUGCCUACUGUCUCUUCAAAGGAAGGAUCUAUGGAAGAGGGUUCUGGUAAACCUAAGAUUCAUCAAUCGCAAGUGAAGGAAACUCAUUGUCCUUCACAUUUGGAUUGCCAAAUUCCAGAUCUAGUUACUCUCUCAUUGUUACCCAAGAGCCAGUGGCAAAGCCUGAUCAACUUGGACAUUAUAAAGGUCCGUAAUAAACCAAUCGAGCCGCCAAAAAAACCAGAAAAAGCCCCUUUCUUUUUGCCUUCAGUUCCAUCAUUGUCUGGAGAAAUAUCAUUUAAACCUAGUGAACCAGCUGCUGAAGAGAAGGAUAGAAAAGUUGGUGAGCUGGAAAAUAGUAAAAGGAAAUUUGACUUACCAGCCUCCCAAUUUGUGCAACUUCUUCAGUCCUCUGCAGAAGGAAAAAACUUUUCGCCAUUCACGGAUUACAUCAAAGGUGUAUCUCCCUCCACACUGGACAUGGAACUUCGCAUGCUUCAAAUUAUAGAUGAUGAAGAUCAGCAAGAACCUGAAAAAAGACCCGAGCUAUUUUUUAUUGAACUGCUAUUGGAUUAUUUCAUAUAUGAAAUUUCCCGUGGAGACAACUAUGAUUUUAUUCAAGCUCUACUUAGAUUGUUUUUGAAGAUACAUGGUGAAACGGUAAGGCGCCAGGUAAAACUUCAGGAUAAAGCAAGGAAACUUCUAGAAGUUCAUAGUCCAACAUGGCAGAGAAUGGAUAAAAUGUUUCAAAGUGCUAGAUGUAUGAUUACAUUUCUCAGCAAUUCACAGUUCUAAGUGUACCUGAGUGUAAAGAUGCUUCAAGUUCAGUGAAAUUAUUUCAAGUUUCUGAUGCUGAUAUCAAAUCUUGUGAGAGGAUACAGAUGGAUUUUUCCGUUAAAAGAGAUGGCUCUUUCCUUGGCACAAGCUUCAUAUCAUGCGCGGUCCGUAUUCUAUUCCUUUUUCAUGGGAACUAGAACUAUCUGCAGAGCAACUCUGGUUGCAAUACUUGGUUGGGAUCACUGGAAAGGAUCCAAGUACUUAUCUUGGUAAACGUAGCUUGAACACCAAAUCAAUUUUGAUCAAACUUAAGCGGCUUAUUGUUGUACAAUGAGAGGAAGUUAGAUUCAAGUCCUCAACUGUGGCUACGAGAAGUUUGUGUUUUUCUUCCAUUUUCUAUUGUUAAACUUAUAUUUUUAGUUCUACAUCUAAUUAUUUACUGGGAUGGUUAGAUGUUCUUGCCAGCCCUUGUCAUCUUUAUCAUGUAUAAGUAUCAGCUAUGAUGUGGACAAGUUUGUUUGCUACAGCAGUUAAGGUCAUCUCUGAGAAAGAAAUGCUUUCACCAUUUCAUUUC
This is a messenger RNA of Nelumbo nucifera (sacred lotus), 3444 nucleotides long. Its product is annotated as transducin family protein / WD-40 repeat family protein. Gene Ontology annotation, cellular component: Pwp2p-containing subcomplex of 90S preribosome; small-subunit processome. Gene Ontology annotation, molecular function: protein binding. Lineage: Eukaryota; Viridiplantae; Streptophyta; Magnoliopsida; Proteales; Nelumbonaceae. Gene Ontology annotation, biological process: rRNA processing. The record is from RefSeq and is a predicted model, not a curated record.